Messenger RNA from Lottia gigantea (owl limpet), 1879 nucleotides. RefSeq lists its product as hypothetical. Gene Ontology annotation, molecular function: RNA binding; protein binding. NCBI's taxonomy places the organism in Eukaryota, Metazoa, Mollusca, Gastropoda, Lottiidae. Gene Ontology annotation, cellular component: catalytic step 2 spliceosome. The coding region runs from base 21 to 1061 and encodes 346 amino acids. The record is from RefSeq and is a predicted model, not a curated record. The transcript has 9 exons.
CUUAUAAAACUGAAACAAACAUGGAUUUAAAACGAAGGGCAAUGGAAGGCGCAAUUGUACCUGCAAAAAGAGCCAAAACUGAUAUGGUGGUUCACUCAGGGAAAGGCAAUCAACUGGUUGAAUCGGGUCCAGCAAGAACAUCAAACCUAACAGCUCCAAUCAUGUUACUGACUGGUCAUGAAGGAGAUAUUUUCACUGCCAAAUUUUCACCAGAUGGACAGAUGCUGGCUUCAGGUGGAUUUGACAGAUUAAUUUAUUUUUGGAAUGUGUAUGGUGAAUGCGAUAAUUUUCAUGUGUUGAAAGGACAUUCUGGUGCCAUAAUGGAACUACAGUUCUCAACAGAUAGCAGUAAUCUGUUCACUGCCUCCACAGAUAAAAUAGUAGCAGUUUGGGAUGUGGAAGUGGGUGUCAGAAUACGCAAGUUAAAAAGUCACCAAACAUUUGUCAACUCUGUGAAUCCAGCUCGACGUGGUCCACAGCUACUUUGUAGUGGAAGUGAUGAUGGCACAAUUAAGUUAUGGGAUGCCAGAAAGAAGGGAGUAAUACAGACAUUCCAGAAUACCUACCAAGUGACAUCCACCUGUUUUAAUGAUACAGCUGAACAGAUUUUCUCAGCUGGUAUUGACAAUGAUAUCAAGGUGUGGGAUUUAAGAAAGAAUAAUGUGCUAUAUAAGAUGAGAGGCCAUCUUGAUACACCAACUGGUAUGGAACUUAGUCCUGAUGGUUCUUACCUACUCUCUAACUCUAUGGAUAAUACUUUACGAGUAUGGGAUGUGAGACCAUUCGCUCCCCAAGAAAGAUGUGUCAAGAUUCUACAGGGUCAUCAACACACAUUUGAAAAGAAUCUACUCCACUGUAGCUGGUCAGCUGAUGGGUCUAAAGUGGGAGCAGGAUCUGGAGAUAGAUUUGUGUAUGUAUGGGACACUACCACUCGAAGGGUGCUGUACAAGUUACCAGGGCAUGCUGGAUCUGUAAAUGAAGUUGAUUUCCAUCCAUUUGAACCCAUUGUUUUAUCAUGCUCGAGUGACAAAAAGAUAUAUUUGGGUGAAAUUGAGCCUUGAACGAGGGGCAGGCAUUUAAAUAAAUGGGAAUCUAUUUGGUGGCUAAAAAAUAAUGGUUUUAUACCCUGAAGGAUUUUUGACAUAAUGACAUUUUUGGGCUGUUGAUUUGAAAGUUUGAAUGCCAGAAUUUUGGAUGAAAAAUUGGAUUGUUAAGUGUUUUGAAAGAGAAUCUCAGUGAACGCUUGGGAGUUCCAGUCAGACCUGUCUGGAAACUGCAUCCAAAUCAAUAGCCCUGAUUCUCAAGUGAAUUUUCCCAGCAUACAGUAAACAGUGACAUUAUCUCAAAAUGACAUCCUCUUCAGUGACAUUAUCCAUGGAUGUGAUGUCAGACAGUUGACAUUGUCAUUAUCAUAUGACAUUGGAACAAAGUCAACAUUAUCAUCAAGUGACAGUAUCAUUACCUGUGGUUUUUGUCAUACAAUUGGCAUUAAUGUCAUCAGUGUCAUUAUCUGAAUAUCAACAUUAUCAUUGGAAUGUCAUCAUAGUCAUCAUCAUAUACCAUUAAAUCAUAGUGACAUUAUCCUUGGUGACAUCUCUAGACAUGCUGUCACCAUUAUCAUCCAGUGACAUUAUCAUUUGUGAUAUGAUGUACAUAUUCAUUGGUAUGAUUUCAGCCAUUAUAAUACAGAAUGUUCAAAAUCAUUAUCAUGUUGGCCUUUUCAUACAAUACCAUUAUCAUCUAAAGCAAAUAUGAUAAUGGUAUUGAAUAACAUUAUCAUUUGUAUUAUCGUAGUGACAUUAUCAUUGGGCACAAUUUAUGAUAAUGUCAUUACCAUUCAAUAAACUCUUUUUUAUUAAUAUUAAAUUUCUUAUCAAAA